AUGACUAUGAAAAAAUGUGUAGUAAUCCACAAUGGAUCCAGUUCCACCGUAGCUGGAUUUAGCAAUAUGGAAUUACCUCAAUCUAUCAUUUCCUCAAGUUACGUACAAAAGGGCAAUGAGCGGGUGUUUGGCACAUUUGCCAUGUUAGACGAAUGCGAGUCCAAAGAAGAAUGCGAAGUGUACACCAUAAUGGACAAGAACGGUAUGCCAUACAACUGGGAAGCUCUAGAAGCUCAAUGGAGAUAUCUCUACGAGUACGAAUUAAAAGUCGACCCCCAAGAACUUCCUUUAGUGAUCAGCGUACCAGCCACCCAUUCCGAGAUCGAUCCACAAGUGGUAGAAAACUACUUCGACCUUGCCUUAAACAAAUUGCAAGUGCCAGCUUUACAAAUAGUGGUCGAGCCCUUGGCGGUAGCCUUGGCGAUGGGAAAAAGUUCAGCGCUUGUCAUAGACGUCGGAGCGCGAGGAACUACAGUGACCCCGAUAGUGGACGGAACAGUAGUACGCAGCGGUGUAAUGAAAUCAAGAUUCGGAGGGGAUUUCCUCGACUACCAAGUAGCGAAGUUGCUAGAGGAGCCCUUGGGCUCCUCUAGCCACGAAGCUUGGUACAACUCCGCAACAUGGAUUCGCGAAUUCAAGAGUACAAUGCUACAAGUAUGCGACAAGAAUCUCUCAGAGCUGGAAAGGUACCACCGAGACCAGCUGCUGCUGCAACAGCAGCAGCAGCAACAACUCGGCGGAGCAUACCACAACUACAUGACCAACCCACUAACCCAAAAACGUAACUUUCUACUCAAGAAAAAUAACAAGACGGUCACCUUGGAACUACGCGACUGCUACCGCGUAUGCGAGUACCUGUUCCAACCACAACUAGCCUCGCCCGACUACGCCAGCCGCGAUGGCCUGGGAGAACUACUCUCUCGCUCCAUCAAGAAAGCAGCCGCCAGCGUAAGCGCCCAAGGUACUCCCGGCGGUGGCCAAGGUGCUUCGCUAGUUUACAACCGACACCAACCACAGCUACAGCCCGAGCAACCCUCCACGACCACCACAACAGCCUCUUCUGCCACCACGGAACAGGUCUACGCGCAACUGCUCACCAACGUGGUGAUCACCGGGUCCACGUCGCUCGUGGCAGGGUUCGAACCCAGGAUCGUCUCCGAACUGGCCGUCCGCUUCCCACAGAACAAGCUGGCCACGUACGCGAACCAGAUCCACCUCGACCGCGCGGUGCAGGGCUGGAUCGCCAUGGGCGCGAUGGCCGCGUUGCCCGGCUGGCAGCUGGGCCAAUGGCACACCCGGCGCGAGCUGGCCGGGUGA
Torulaspora delbrueckii is the source of this 1317-nucleotide messenger RNA. It is a transcript of the gene ARP7, whose product is annotated as Arp7p. The record is from RefSeq and is a predicted model, not a curated record. Bases 1 to 1317 code for a protein of 438 amino acids. The transcript has a single exon. Gene Ontology annotation, biological process: regulation of transcription by RNA polymerase II. Gene Ontology annotation, cellular component: NuA4 histone acetyltransferase complex; SWI/SNF complex. Gene Ontology annotation, molecular function: chromatin binding. NCBI's taxonomy places the organism in Eukaryota, Fungi, Ascomycota, Saccharomycetes, Saccharomycetales, Saccharomycetaceae.